This is a messenger RNA of Orbicella faveolata, 909 nucleotides long. RefSeq lists its product as uncharacterized. Gene Ontology annotation, molecular function: extracellular matrix structural constituent conferring tensile strength. Gene Ontology annotation, biological process: extracellular matrix organization. Lineage: Eukaryota; Metazoa; Cnidaria; Anthozoa; Scleractinia; Merulinidae. The record is from RefSeq and is a predicted model, not a curated record.
AUGACAGCAGUGUGGAGCUCAAGGACAUACAGACUACCCUUUAACCCUCCUCCGCCAGAAGUAUUCACUAAUUCGGCUGAGAAGUUAAUUUUGAAAGUUCCUACUGAGGGUCUACGGAGAAAAAGAACUCUUGGUAGUACGGAGCAACUGAAACAUUCCCAGCACAAAUUAAAAGCUAAGACUCUUCCGCCUAAAGGGGAGCCAGGAAGACCGGGAGAACAAGGGAUCUCUGGGCCACCUGGAAUACCGGGUGAAACUGGUGAUGCUGGAGGUCCUGGAAUUCUCGGUAGACCGGGGGAAGUCGGAGCUCCAGGGGGUCAAGGUCCCCCCGGUCCUGUUGGAAGUGCCGGUCCCUCGGGAAUAACACUUAUUGGGGCUCCUGCAGGGACGCUUCUAUCACAAGACGAGAUUGACCAGAUCUUGCAAAUAUGGACUUCUAUGCAACGACAAGUGGGAACGUAUGGAAGGAGAGGAGAGAUCGGCGCUAUUGGACUCCCCGGGGAAUCUGGUACACCGGGCCUUCCCGGUGAGCGUGGACCUCGUGGACCGAAAGGAAGUCUGGGUGAACCGGGCCCCUCAGGUGACAAUGGACCGACAGGUGAUCCGGGAAGGCCUGGAAAGGACCAACCUGGGCGAAGAAAACGACGAUCUGCUUCCAAUGAAGUGAACGACCAGGUACGAUGGACCUACAACCACAGUGGGGGAGGUGGGCGAGGGGAAGCUCCUAACCACAAUUUGACGGUAUCGAGUAUUCAGCUCAUGUUACUUCCGAGGAACUAUUAUGAACGUUUCCGAACACGAAGAUCUCCCGAGCGGUCUUGUGGAUAUCGAAAGGUGAUCCGAAAUGCCUCCGAAUCUUUCAGUGAUGUCUACCAAUUGAACCAAGUUACGCGAGCCGAAAUGGCUUGA